AUAGAUACAAAAACAAUUAAAGAGAAUGGUUUAAGAAUGGGAGGGUCAGAGUCAAGGAGUUGAACCUAAAGCUGAAAGUCAUUGAAGGGGUGCUUCUGGUUAUAGUCCCUUGUCCCAUUCAAGCACUUGAUUUCUAGCACCAAAUCAAACCAAUACCUCACCUUUUUUUAUAGCUUUUUUCUUCAACCCAACUUCGUGGCUUCAAUGAUGGAUUCAGAAAGAGCACUGACCCAGGUUCAGGAAAUAGAGCAAGAAGGUGGUGUCGGUGGAGGGACCAACAAGAAGAUGGAGGUAAAAAAUGAAACCAAUAAGAAGAAGAGGAGUUCUUAUUUCCCCAAGUUUGGUUGUUUCAGAAUCGAACAUGAUGCUUCUGGGAGAGGUUUUGAUAUUGAGGUUGCUGAUGAAUCUGGUCAGCGUCCCACCCCUACCCACUUGAUCAUAAUGGUUAAUGGCCUUGUAGGCAGCGCACAGAAUUGGAAAUUUGCUGCAAAGCAGUUUCUGAAACGGUAUCCAAAAGAUACUAUUGUACAUUGCAGUGAACGCAAUUCUUCCAUGUUGACAUUUGAUGGUGUUGAUGUAAUGGGAGAUAGACUAGCAGAGGAGGUUAUAUCAGUUAUAAAACGUCACCCAAGUGUUCAGAAAAUUUCAUUUGUAGGUCACUCUUUAGGUGGCUUGGUGGCAAGAUAUGCAAUAGCCAAGCUUUAUGGGAGAGACAUUUCUAUGGAACUUUCUCAGGGGAAUGGACAUUGUGAAAGUCAGGUUUCAGAUCAAGAAUGCCAUGAUAGAAAAUAUGAAGGAAAAAUUGCAGGACUAGAGCCCAUAAAUUUCAUUACCUCUGCAACGCCACACCUUGGUUCUAGAGGGCAUAAACAGGUUCCUAUGUUUUGUGGAUUUUACUCUCUAGAGAAAGCAGUAUCUCGUGUUGCAGGAGUUUUUGGUAAAACGGGAAAACAUCUUUUUUUAACUGAUAGUGACAAUGGAAAACCCCCUCUUCUUCUUCAGAUGGUUCGUGAUUCCGAAGAUAUUAAAUUCCUGUCUGCUUUACGCUCCUUCAAACACCGUGUUGCCUAUGCAAAUGUUCGUUAUGACCAACUUGUUGGAUGGAGUACGUCAUCUAUCAGGCGUAGAAAGGAGCUCCCUAAGCGCCGGCAUCUUUCAAGACAUGAGAAGUACCCGCAUAUUGUAAAUGUAGAAACAGAAAAAUCUACUUCUGUUGUUGCUGAUGAAGUUCAUGAUGAAUCCAGAGUGAGUAGUGGAUCCAGUAAACUUGACUUUGAAGAGGAAAUGAUCAGAAGCUUAACAACAAUGAGCUGGGACCGAAUAGAUGUCAGCUUCAGUGGUAGUAUGCAGAAAAUUCUCGCACAUAGCACCAUUCAGGUGAAAACUUAUCGUAUCAAUUCCGAUGGAGCAGACGUGAUUCAACAUAUGAUUGACAAUUUUCAGAUAUAAAAUUUUCCCAUGUUGCCAGCUUCCAAUAGACAGGGCAAUGUCUUUAUUUUUUUAGACGGAUUCGUCACUAAGAAGGCUUAGAGAACAAUAGAAAAGGGAACCAUCAAAUUAUGAAAGGAUAAAAGGAGGCGUAUAAUUGUACCCUAAGGAGAAUGGUCCCAUUUAAAAUUGGUUGUAGUUGUAGAUGAGAUAUGUAUAGGAAUCUUAAGAUAUGAUAUUGACGAUUUGAAUAAGAUAUCUAUCUAAUACCUAGGAUAUUUUUUUCUUAUUCA
This is a messenger RNA of Glycine soja, 1721 nucleotides long. RefSeq lists its product as uncharacterized. NCBI's taxonomy places the organism in Eukaryota, Viridiplantae, Streptophyta, Magnoliopsida, Fabales, Fabaceae. Bases 205 to 1449 code for a protein of 414 amino acids. The transcript has 11 exons. The record is from RefSeq and is a predicted model, not a curated record.